AAGGUCUAAAGGCCACUUGUUACAUACGGAAUUGUGAACUGUAUGACAGCUACCAUGUGAGGAGACUCGCUAUACAGUAUUUCACAGUGAGUAGGUAGUGCCUGUGUUGUGCCGGUGUGUGGCAAGGAGGGACCAAAAUUGUUUCCGUUUUUGAUAUGUAUAUAAAGUGGGACAUCUGGAUUAGUGUAGUGUCUUAAGUUCCGUCUUAGUGGUACUUAAACGGAAACCGUUACUUAAUAUUUUAAGUACAGGAAGCUACAUAUCAAUAAUAAUUAUCAGUGGUAAUGUAGACAAAAACUGAACUUUAACUAUGGGGUUUUCUCUAUCGUUCCCUAACUGUCUUUGCCUCGUACUGACUGGGGUUCUGGUGGUGCACAUGUUUGACCGUGACCUCACCUCGGGGGGCUUUCCCGAGCUACCAGAUAACUUGGAGGUCUUGUACUGCAAACUUCCUCAGUCCUACCGGCGAGACGACUUAGGGAGGUGUUCCUCGACGCAGCGUCUCUUCCUAAUCUUGGGGAACGAUUGUUCGAUGGAAAGCAAACCGAGAGAGAUUACAGCCUUUCCAGAGCCAAAAAACGAGACUGAGCAAGAAGAAGAUAGCUUAAUUGAGAAAAAUAUCUCCGAGGAAGUACUAACUUUUGAAGAAGAUGAAGAAGGGGAUCUGGAAGAAGAGAAGAAACCGGAAGAGGAAAUGACGUCAUCUCUGGUGGAUUCCUUUGUCAUCAGCCUCCUCCUGUGUUCCGCCAUCGUUAGCCUUUUGGAGUGGUACAGGGAGAAGACCAGGAGUUCUAAUCAAAAUAGUAACGGAGAGAUUGCACAAGGAAUGGUAAUUGGAGAAGCCAUCAGAGAUCGUCGCAUCUCCCUGGCUGACCUGACCGUGAACCGUCACAUCCGCCGCCGGGAUUCCCAACAACAGGAAGCCAUCCGUCAGUCGUUCAGCUCUCCAAGUUCCAAGCCACCUCCUCUACUUCGGCGAAGCUCCUUCCCUGCUCAGUUUCCUGAAAACCGGAAUCGCCACGCUCCACAGCGUCAGCAGUCAAAUCCUGGUUACCCCGUGGUCCGCAGGAUGUCCAUCGACCUCACCGAGGACGAUUCCUCCCCAGACAGGCGCAGAGUGAGGUUCAUCCGUCGACACUGAGAUGCCAUCAUAUCAUCCCUAUCUGUGUUUCGCAUCCUGCACUAAUCGUUAAGAUGGAAUUGCUCCCAGGUUCAUGCUACACCUGAUGUUUUAAAACUCUGUUUUACUGUUUCAAUCAUCUUCCUGGUCAGCUAAUUGUUGAAGAUUGGAUAAAAUUUAUGAUUAAUGUCGUACGGUGUGUGCCAAAUAGGAUGGUACCUCACUAUCUUCGUCACUAUGUGUCUCCUAGGUUUCUGGAGUCUUAAGUGGUAGUUAUUGUUUUAUCAAAAGUAACUUAAGUAAUGGUUAUCACAACAUUGAUAGACGUUGAGGAAAAUUAUUUACAUACUAGGACAGUUGUUGUCCAAAAACAUUCUGGUGGAAUGACAUUUGUUGAGAAUUUGACUAAUAGUAAGUAUUGUUUACUUUUUUCUGUUUUUCCUUUCUAACUUUGGAGCCUCUCAAAAUUGGAGAAAUAUACAAGAUACUCAAUUAUACGCUUUGGGACAAAAUAUUAAAAUCAAAUUACCUUCUGCAAAAUGUUGUCAUUCCUACUUCCCACUUCAAGUGUCCUUUCACGCGGCCAGCUUCAAGUACACGACGUAAUUACAACGUAUAUGACAUUUAAGGAUUUUGCAUGAGUAUACUACGCGUAUAUAGCCCUUGAAUGAAUAAUCAUUAAAAAUCUAUACUAUCAUAAUCAUAAUACGUAAAUCAUGUUUUUAAUACUAAUAUAAUGUUUUGCUCGAAAACCUUAAAAUCAUAUCUUUUAUGUAGAAUUAUUCCUACCACACCAUUGUCACAAAUUCUUCAAAAUUGGACGCGAUUACAUAAAUAAUACUUUUAUAGCAGUAGUAUAUCUAAUAAAGAUGCUUACUAUAUUUAAAAACAUUAAACAUAUCAGGGCAUAAUUAAAAAAAAAGCUACAUAAAGAAUUAAUUUUGGAGAAUAGACAUUUCCACGUAUUCUAAAAGUAAAAGAAAUGGCUUUAUAUAUUUAUUUGGUAAACUUAUUACAGUGGAAACUUACAUGACAAAGUAUACAAUUAAAAAAAAAACAUUUUAUUGUAUCACCAUAUAUAUAUAUGAUGAGUGGGAAGUGCCAUAUUCAACUUAAUAUAAAACCAAUAUUAACAUGUCUAACGUGGAUAUUCACAGAAUGGUGCUGUCAUACAUACUGGAAUUAAGGUUGGAUUAUCAUAUCGUAUGACGAAUCAUGCAUGUUAAUAAAGAUCAAGGCUCUCAUUUUAAUCUUAAUAUUGGUGGGGGAAAUUCACCAAAAGGAAAUAUAUUCAAGUUUUGUAUCAAUAAACUUAGACGAAGGCUUCUCCUUAUGGCGUGACGAUUUAGUCAAAGAAAAUAACAGUUAAUAGAUCCGAGAAUUGGUUAUUGAAAAGCCAACACACAGAUGUAUGUAUAUACCCGUUACCAAGGGACAAGCUAACCUCUGACGUAACUACGGUCGAAGAACAAGGCAAACAAAACACGAUGCAGUUAAAAUGUCUAUGUCGUGGCUUAUGUAAGGAUUCCACAACAUAACUUAAUACCCAAAUAACUUGGGCUUGGGAUGGAAAUUAUUUAAAUACUAAGUCUAUUAACCGAGGGAGCAAGAUUUUUUAUCUUAAUAUUUUCAAAUAUAUCGUCUGAUGUUGAAAUCAUAACAGACUGCAUAACUGUUUCUGUACUUUUCGUACUCAGAGCUAAUUUGUAACCAGUAUAGUUAUAAUACGUAGAGAUGAUUGUAUGGUUGUAUUCGAUAUGGACGAAAAAAAUAUUGUCUACUAAGCUUUAACUUAAUACACUGAACAAUUUUCUUACUGAUGUCUUUGCUAAAUCAAAUCCUAGACAGUGACCAAUGUAAGAUUUAACUGUCAUAAUGCAAUUUAUCAUUUAUUUGGAAUUUAUAUAAGUUUUUAUAAUACUUUUGGGGUAAUCCUUAAUUGUUUUUGUUAGUUAAACAUGUAACUAAUUUAAUUUUUUGAGAGCAAGAAACUUGUUUAUAUUACGUUGUAUAUUAUUAUACAACACAAUAAUUUCAUAAUCUAAUUUUUACUUCAGACAGAUGCUAAUGAUUCCUUUGAUUGUAUUAUUUACACAAAAAAUUAUUUGUGUAAAUAAUACAAAGGUUAUACUUACCUUGUACAUAAUAUUCCCUUUGCCCGUCCAAAAGAAGAAAAUAAAUGUGGUCUUUAUCGUACCCUCAGCUUUAAUGUAGCUUUAACGAACAAUAUACUGUAAUGAGUACCAAAUUCUUGAAAUUCACAAUGUAUAUGUCAUAUCUAAAAAAGAGCUCAGAUAUACAAAGUGUGAAUACAUAAUUUAAUUAAGGUCGAUAUUAUAAUAUAUAAAGUCUUAAAUGGUUUUUAAAUAAAACUUAUUGAUUAUAAUCACUUAAACGCACAUAGUUUAUACAACCCAGAGACCCUAAUUUAAACAUUUUUGUAUGAAAUUUGUAUAUCCAUGAUAUAAAAGAUUACUAAACUAUACAUUUAUACUAACAUUAUUCUUAUGUAUAUUGAUAAUUUAUAUCUUUCAUAUUCUAUACAAAGUGUUACCAUCUUAUAAGUGUUUAAUAAAUGUUCAAAAUAUUUUA
Messenger RNA from Homalodisca vitripennis (glassy-winged sharpshooter), 3712 nucleotides. RefSeq lists its product as uncharacterized. Bases 311 to 1141 code for a protein of 276 amino acids. The record is from RefSeq and is a predicted model, not a curated record. NCBI's taxonomy places the organism in Eukaryota, Metazoa, Arthropoda, Insecta, Hemiptera, Cicadellidae. The transcript has 4 exons.